AUGGAACCACCCACAUUACGAAAUAAAAUGGGCAAGGGUAAGUCAGCGCUUCCCCCAUCAGAAAAGCAAAUGGGUGACACUCCUGGGGUUAUCAAUUUUAGAAUGCUUGGUGUUGAUCAUGCUUUUUCCUUAACUGAGUUCAAUUUGACUUGUGGGUUCAUUACCCUUGAAUUUGCCCAUUCUGUUGAAUAUGAGGAGGCACUGUGUGACUUCCCUGAUGAUUUUGACCCGGCCACAUCUUGCCCAUCACUCUCUUCUGAUGACAGACCUUAUCAUGCAAGCACCUCUCGUUCCACUUAUCUGCGCUCACCAGACUUACGAAUUAAGAUCAAUCUUGCAGCUUGGUUGGGCAGACAAUUCCUUUUUAUGGCUAAGAAAAAGAGAGGACAUUUAUGCUUAGGUUCAAUCAUUACUUUCAUUGCUAUCAAAUUGGGUGUUUUGGACAUGAAUAAGACUAACAUGCAAAUUGCUUGUGAGAUGGAACCCUUGGAUUUUGAUUGUUUACACAGGAUGGGAGUUGUCUCUAAAGACAAAGAAGGGCAUUACCGCAUUGCUCCACCUGGACUAGGCCUUGCACCUCGGAUAAUUCGUUCCAAACGUAGCAGACCAACAACCACCGAAUCAGAUGAGGAGGCUGCUCCUUCCAAUACCUCAAUUUCACUAACACAAUUGAAGGAGCAACAGGACCGCAUGGAGAAGAACUUGAUGGCAUACUUUGCUCAUGUUGGGUUUAGCCCUCCCUAUCCACCACCAACUUAG
Dovyalis caffra is the source of this 759-nucleotide messenger RNA. The record is from the annotation of a GenBank genome assembly. NCBI's taxonomy places the organism in Eukaryota, Viridiplantae, Streptophyta, Magnoliopsida, Malpighiales, Salicaceae.